Molecule: messenger RNA, 1753 nt
Organism: Scylla paramamosain (green mud crab)
Lineage: Eukaryota; Metazoa; Arthropoda; Malacostraca; Decapoda; Portunidae
Exons: 11
Coding region: 182-1753 (523 amino acids)
Cellular component (GO): membrane
Molecular function (GO): ligand-gated monoatomic ion channel activity
Source: RefSeq, a predicted model, not a curated record
UCGCGCAUCCUCUGUUGCUAAAAGACUAGCCGCUCAAACCAAGAACAUUUUGUGUAUAAAACCAGUCGACGAGCCUUCAGUCUUCCAGCUGCAGUGGCAACUCUUGAGUGAAAUCUUCGAGGCAUAAUCUGUGUUCAGAUUUCCAUCAGUGGUGGUGGUGCCUGAGUCCCACAAUAUCAAGAUGUUGGUAAGAACGGUGUUGUUAACCUGCCUCCUGUCCGUGGCUGGCCGCUUCAGGUCGAGGGAUACAAAGAAACUUCCAUUCCACGGAAGUGCCGCUGUGGUCAAGCUGCUCGAGGUCACCACCGAACGCUUCUGCUCUAUCAUUUCCAUAACUGACGAUUCUGCAUCUUUUUUUGCUGUCGCUGAGGAGAUAUGGGAGACAUGGCGGCAGCAGCGGGGCACUGCGAUGUUCCAGGUGAAGGCUCAUAACCAGAACACUAACAUGACGCACCGGCUCUCCCAACUGGUCUCACUGGCUCGUCAAGUACGACAGUCAUCAUCGUGCACGACGGUGUUGGUGGUGAGUCACGACCCGGCCUUCCUUGCUGCUUUCGCUGAGCGGUCUCUAAAAAGUCGACUGUUAGUGUGGGCUAACAGGCUGGUGGUAGUGACCCGUCUGGUCACCACACAACUACAAAUGUUACUAACAGUGCACUGGACCUUCUCUAUGAUGAACACCAUGUUCCUAAAUAUGGAGAGAGAACCUCCUAACAUGAUGUACGGGUGUGUCUGGUACACGUACCUGCCGUACACCCCAAAUGGUGGCAAGAUAGAAAUGGUAGCUGCAUGGACGCCAAGUAGAGGCUUGUACCUGUCCCGUAAAAUAUUGCCCUUUCCUGAAAAAUUUUUGAACUUCCAUGGAACGGUGUUGAACGUAACUGCCCUGCCUUAUAAUCCUUUUUGGAUGGAAGACAAUAUUAUGCUGGCAAACGGUACUUCCGUCAUUAAAUACGACGGCACCGACUACCGGCUGCUGAUGAUGGUGGCUGCCGCGCUCAACUUUACCGUCCAACUUCUCUACAGCGAAUCCUGGGACGAUGUAACGAAACAGGUAGAGGAACGUGUAUCGUUCAUUUGUCCCGCCUACCAUAUAAUGAUGACUGUCAGAUAUGAGAGAUAUGACUUCACCUACACCUAUGAAUUCUCCUAUUUCUCCUUUGCCAUGGCCAAACCCAGCCAGGAGCCUCAAUGGCAAAGUUUGUACUACCCACUGACGGAUCAAGUGUGGCUUGCUGUGUUGGCCGCACUCCUCUCCGUUCCAACUAUCUAUAUUUCGAUUGAGUACGUACAACGGAACAUGAAUGGACAGACAACUGGUGGUGGAGCUGUGUUCCAGGACAUGGCAGGAAUGCUGCUGGGCCAGAGCCUCCUUUACCGACUGUCCAGCAACCAUUCUAGCCGUGUCCUGGUGACUGCCUGGAUUGUGUUCGCCUUAAUCGUUGGAGUGGCCUACCGCGGCAACCUGACAGCUUCCCUCACUCUGCCCAAGUACCCCUCACGUCCAGAGACUCUCCCGCAGCUCGUGGAUACCGUGGAGAGGAUUACAGUACCGCCUUUUGGGAUAACUCACGUGAAAUAUUAUUCAAUGUCCGAGUCUCCUCUAUUUAAUGCUCUCGCUAAGCUCAUGGAGGUGGGCCCGAGUCUGAUGGAGGGACUGCAGGGAGCACUACAGCACAAAUGUUACCUCUCACCUGAAGCACUUCUUUUCCUGUCACUAGUCGUGCUCACCUUGGGGGAAGUAGGUAUCUGA